Anopheles aquasalis is the source of this 1486-nucleotide messenger RNA. RefSeq lists its product as uncharacterized. Lineage: Eukaryota; Metazoa; Arthropoda; Insecta; Diptera; Culicidae. The record is from RefSeq and is a predicted model, not a curated record.
ACAGCGGAUCUAUACGCUCCGCAAACGCACCAACAGUGUGCAACGUGUUCUCUCUCUCUCGCGGUCUCUCUCCCCACCCUCAAAAGUUGGGUUGAAGAUGCUCAGCGCCAACAUAAGCACACCGUAGGCAGCUACAUGUUAGAUGCAUGGUGAGCAAGAGCAAGAGAGGGAGGCAGGAAGAGAGAGUGAGAGAGAGAACAGGCGAUCCCGCAGGACGAUCGGCGAGCGCGGGUGCUAGCGCGCGCGAACCAGUGGUUCCUAUAAAAGCCUGCAACCGGUACGGUACCACCGACCAGAGCCGUGUCUAUGCUCCGCGUGAUUAGGCAUAGAAAAAGAGAGAGAGAGUGAGAUACAGUUCUCGGCGUAUCCAAGACUACACACCGCGUGUCUGAUUACCACCGAUCAACAAUUAGUCGCAGUCUGGUUUCGUUUAAAAUCGCACAGCAGCACCAGCAGCAGUAGCAGCACCAUUGCCGCCCUAGUAACCGGCUUUCGUACCAAUCACGCACAAUCACCAACCGAUCAAAAGUGUGAUCCCAGUGCAGUGCAGCAAACGUUAGCAAGCAAGCAACGGCAACUGCAACGCAGACACAUCCCAUUGCGAAGACCACCACGAAGAGCACGUGGAAGCACCAGCGUAGCAGCAGCAGCAGCAUACCGGUGCAGCAUACCACCAUUCACAACCAUAAACGGUGCUGCGCCACGCCACGCAGGUGUGAAGGGCCCGUCGGGCUUCAGCCAGCACUAUCAGUCGGAUGAAAUUCCAAACCAUGUACCACACGCCGAGCGCACUGCUGGCACUACUGGUGUGGAUGGCCGUGGUCGGGCUGUUCACGCUGACACGCACCACUGAUGCUUCGCCCGUCCUGCUCGACAAGCUGUUUGGCUUUGCCGCGUACCAGCCCGCCUACUCCGGUGGUGGUUACGGUGGCAACCAGUACUACGGUUACUACGGUGGAGGUGGUGGUGGUGGUGGCGGUGGUGGGAGUGGACACACCGGCAGUGGGUUCGGUGGUACCCGGGCCACCAGUGCAUCAUCGCAGAAGCGGCAGGCGAAGGGGCGCGACUAUAAGGACAUCUGCCGGGUAGUGAAUCCGGCUCCGUACGCCAUGCCUGGCCGGGCACCGUAUCCGGCGGCCCCCUUUUGUCCGUACUGAGUACAGUACCCGCCGCAGCGUUAGUGUUAGCAAAAAUCGUCUUAGCCCUUAAGUGUAGCUACUACAGUAGAAGCGUGAAGCGUAGAGUACGAAUUGAUGAUGAAGCGACGAAGGUUAUCAGUAACAGCAGCAGCUGCAGCAAGUUGUGGCAGUGGUGUUUAGCGUUGGCAGCUAGGAUUGCCCAACCCGUUGAACCUUGGGAGCCGUGUUAAUGAGUGUAGCAGUAUUAACGCGAGCAAUAAAGAAGGCAGCCGUCGGCUGGUCGUUGAUUAGAUCUGAGAAGUUCGGAAACGCCAUUUGCAAAGAAAUAAUAAUAAAAAAAAAUACCA